AUGGACGGUCUCACGAAAUCUCAGGAAAUUGCUUUCAAUUUAGCAAUCGAUGGACACAAUGUUUUCAUCGGUGGCCAGGCGGGAACAGGAAAAACCUUUUUGAUAGGAGAGGUAUAUAGACAUUUCUUGAAGAAAGGUAUUAACGUGAGUUGUGUUUGUACCACGGGCAUUGCAUGUACAAAUCUCCCCGAGUGGACCAAUGCCAGAACAAUUCAUAGCUGGGCGGGGAUAGACGAUGGGAGGGGCAGAGUUUUAUCAGCACCAGGAUAUCUCUUCAAGUAUCAGGCUGAGGAUACAGGAGAAGCCAAGUACCUCCAAAGGGUCCUUGCUCCCAGUUCCCUUUGGAUCAAAGUGGGAAGCCCCGUUAUGCUACUGUGUAACCUAACCGAAAAACUUGUAAAUGGACUAAGGGGCACAGUUGUGAAUGGCGAAGCAGACGGUCCAGUUGUACAGUUUCCUUCUAUAAAUACAACAAUAAGAUUGCAGAAGGAAACAUUUUCAGUUUAUAGUCCCAUUCACAAGAGAAAUCUCGCAGAGAGGAAACAAAUCCCAAUCAAGUUGGCCUAUGCUGUAACGGUUCAUAAAUCACAAGGAAUGACUAUUGAGAGGUUUACGUUAGAGGUUGACUGCAGAAACAUGUUUGCACCAGGGCAGCUUGGAGUAGCCAUUGGUCGGGUGAAGUCUCCAUCAGGAUUGCGAAUCAUCAACCUUUCCAAAGAAGUUUGCAUCCCGCAGCCUGACAUCAUUUCCCAGUUUAUGGAACAUCCUACUGGAGAGGCAUUCAAAGACAUGAGAUUGGACCGGCCUUAG
Molecule: messenger RNA, 810 nt
Organism: Ostrea edulis (European flat oyster)
Lineage: Eukaryota; Metazoa; Mollusca; Bivalvia; Ostreida; Ostreidae
Product: ATP-dependent DNA helicase PIF1-like
Exons: 5
Coding region: 1-810 (269 amino acids)
Biological process (GO): telomere maintenance; DNA repair
Molecular function (GO): DNA helicase activity
Source: RefSeq, a predicted model, not a curated record